GGAGAGCAUGGCGGGGGGGGGCGGAUGCUGAAGCCGGUCUCGGCGGGAUCUGGGGCAGCAGCUGCUAGGCGGGGAGGGAGCCCAGCAGGCAGCUGGGUCGGAGCGAAGCGGGGCGGCCGCUGCGCCUUCACUUGCCCGGGCGGGCGGCGUCUCCUCCAGCGACUCCUGGCUCCCUCUCGCCUCUCCUGGGGCCGCCUCUGCCUGCCUCCCUCCUGGCACCCCCCGCAGGGCCUUCGUGUCCCCAGACCCACCUCAGUGCGGCGGCGGGCGGGGGGGGGGAGCCCUGCAGGCGGGCAGGCGGGCAGGCAGCCUCCUGGGCUGUGCAGGGAAGGAGACCAGGCCUGGGCAGGAACGGGGCGCACAGGCAGCAGCCGCCGCCGCCGGGCUCGGGGCCAGAGGCGGAGCCGCGCCCUCUGCCCAGCCCAGGCUUGCCAGCCCAGCCUCCGCCGCCACCAUGCGCGGCGUCUGGGGCCCUCAGAGCGGCUGCUGCUGCUGCUGCUGCUGCCGCCCCCCCCCUCCAGAGGGGCUCGUUUGCCCCCUCCUUGGCUGUGUCUCAAUAGGGCUCCCAAGUGGCUGAGGGGGGCAAGCGCUGCAAGGUGUGCUUUGCUCUUUGCAGGCCAGUGGCGAGGACUUCAUUCCUGCCCCCCCCCCCCGCUGAGGAGAGGGCCUGAUCCAGACAAGCCCUGCCCAAGGAGCUGCAGCUUGCAGACCGCAGCCGCGGCAGACAGGAGCCCGCCACGCAGGACUCUUCCGGUGCUUCGGAGCCUUACGACGUUUGCUUGCAACCUGGAAGCCAUGCCGGGCAUUCAAGGGGAUCUUCCGUAUCUCAUGAAAUGCCUUGAGAGGCCUCUUUGCAGGGCUGGAGUCCAGCAUGCUUCCCCACCCCCAGAACCUGCGAAACCUGUUUCAUCCGAGGGGAAAGGAAGAUGGAGGAGGACCCGGCUGCAGCCCCCUCGGAAGUGAUGAUCUGUCUCCACUCCAGCCUUCUGUUUCUUUUUCGAUUGUGAGCCCUUCGGGGACAGGCGACCAUCUUAUUGAUGUGCAACUUAUUUUCCUAUGUAAACCAUUUUGAGAACUUUGGUUGAAGAGCAGUACAUAAAUAUCCGGCAUGGUCUGA
Molecule: messenger RNA, 1117 nt
Organism: Hemicordylus capensis (graceful crag lizard)
Lineage: Eukaryota; Metazoa; Chordata; Lepidosauria; Squamata; Cordylidae
Exons: 2
Coding region: 25-963 (312 amino acids)
Source: RefSeq, a predicted model, not a curated record